AUGCCAAUCACGUCGCAGCUGGACGAGGCCCGUGCGCGCCUGCAGCAGUACCGCACGCGGGGGCGGGUGGCGGUGGCGCAGCCUGGCGGCGGCGGCGCGGAGGCUGCGGGGGCGACUUCCCCGCGCACGGCGCACCCCAAGAACGUGAGUAGCCGCCUCGCCCCUCCUCCUCCCCCCUCCCACCCCCAGCUCCAAUCGGAAGCGUUGCUCACGCCAGCACGUCUGAUGAAAGGUGAAACUCAAGCUACAACUUGA
Messenger RNA from Gryllus bimaculatus (two-spotted cricket), 255 nucleotides. NCBI's taxonomy places the organism in Eukaryota, Metazoa, Arthropoda, Insecta, Orthoptera, Gryllidae. The record is from the annotation of a GenBank genome assembly.